UGAAAUUAAGGCUGUUUCUGUGUUGACCAAUCACGUCAUGCCACUGUCUUUUUGAAAUGCUGUUUCCAUCAGCCCUUUUCAGUUUUCACUCACUCUGACCAGCAUAGGAGUAAAGAUGCAGUCAGACUUGGAGACCGAUGACCUUGCUCUUGAAUCUGAACCUGUCAAAGUUCUGGCUACUCUGUUUAAAAAUGAAAAAGAGUGCUCAAGGAAAAUUUACACUCAUAAAUAAAACCAUGUCGGAGCAACCAGGUUUUGCAUUUGACAGAGUUCAAAAACAUAAUAGUGAUUUCCAAGAAUUUGUUGAUGUUGACAGAAAUGUAGAAAUAAAGAACUUUGACAGAUUUCAAAUCUUCAUAUCAAGCGCAAAGGCACUACCCCAAACAAAUGCUGGAGAGGCCUGUCAAAUACAGCAUGUUCCAGUGCCAGAUGAACAGGGAGGCCUGCAAUCUUUACUUAACAGCAAAACUCCAGAAAUACUUGAGGAACACAAGAGAACAGGAACACUUAAAACUGAGUCAAGGAGACAUCUGGUCAAAGUCUUGAUAAGUCACUUGGUGGAGAAGCAUGGAUUUUACCCACCAAGUGCUGAAAAGCUCGCCCUUGCAAAGGGUAUUAUCACCACUUUCCCUUCCUCGAGGGUUCAGAUUGACGGCAAUGGAGAUGGAUAUGAGCAUUUUUAUGAUCCAUCGUCUCAUUCUGGCUUCUUGGAGAUGAGGCUGCGUAACAUUCGGCGAAAGCUUGAAGCUGGUCAGCGGCGUUACACAAAACACAAGAAAGGGUGUGACACAAGGAUACAAGGAUACAAGGAAGUUUAUUGUCACAUGCAUAUAGUUACUGGAACCCUAGACACAGGAGCAAGAUCAGAGCAGGACCAGGGGGAGAGCAGUGAGACCGGUGAGUGGAUCACCCUGAUGAAACGACUCAGGCCUUCUUUCAAUCAAAUCAGCAAUGGAGAAUACAUACACCAGGCGCAGAGCAUGGAUAUCAAAGGCAACUCCUACAUUGACUGAAAUCUUCAAUGAAUACCCACGCUUUUUGGAUAUGCCAAGUUUGCCUGGAACCAGUAUUGCAUCCCUCUGCGACAACUCUGAGAUGGCAUCAAGGACCCAGCCACAGCUGAUCUGUAUGUUGGUUGAUUAUGGAUAAGCACCUCAUACAUGCCUGGUUAAAACCGACUCAUUUACUUUGUGAAUAUAGUCUGGGGACAUAUGUAAAAAUGUAUUAAUGCAUCUGUGUUUUCUGAUAUGACUGUUAUAUGUUGUUACAUGUCAUCCAUUAGUCAUAACUGUAAUUGUAUAUUUUAAUAUGUAUUCAUGCUUCUGAUAUUAUCUCUUAUCACUGCAUAUCCUGCUACACUUAGUGUAGUUUUGUUGUACUUUGCACUCAUUAAA
This is a messenger RNA of Alosa sapidissima (American shad), 1394 nucleotides long. RefSeq lists its product as uncharacterized. The transcript is spliced from 7 exons. NCBI's taxonomy places the organism in Eukaryota, Metazoa, Chordata, Actinopteri, Clupeiformes, Clupeidae. The coding region runs from base 138 to 1013 and encodes 291 amino acids. The record is from RefSeq and is a predicted model, not a curated record.